UAUGUCUUCCGCCAUCCUCACAUCUCUGCUCCUCUGCGCUCUCUCCUCAGCUGAUUCUCCAAACUUGGUCAUGUUCUUGGUUCUUAGGCAAACAUAGCGCUUUAAACAGCAUCACUCACACACAUGCACGCAGAGGCUGGGCUGGGCUGUGUGUUUUUAUUUCAGGCCGACUCUCUCAGGCACCAGUCAUGGCUCAGUGCAGGAGCUACUUACGGGGACUGGAUAUCUGCGUCACUGUUUUACUGCUGGUGUCUGGAAUGCUGAUGAUCGUAGUGGGCUUUAUCUCCUUUGAUGGUAACAAACCUGUCGAAAAGCUGUUGGACGAGUUGUCGAGCAGUGACGGUCUCCUGGUGCUGCAGGUGCUGGGCCCCAUCACGGUGGUCCUGUCCCUCCUGGGUCUGUGCGCCGCCUCUUUGGACAUCAAACCUCUGCUCCUUCUGUUCUCUGCUCUCACCUUUGUGGAGUUUGUGGCGCUGAUCGUGGUCGCCUCACCUCUCAUACAAAUACAAGCCCAGAUGGACAGUGCAGUGGAGGAGGUGUUUUUGAGCGUGACCCCGCUCCACAAGACAGAAACAUACAUCAAACAGGAGCUAAGCAAACUGCAGGCGUCGGAAUCUUGCUGUGGGCUCAGGAGUUUUGAGGACUGGGAAGAUCAACUCCCUGCUUCCUGUCUUUGCGCACCUCCCACUCCUUUCCCAUCAAAUGUAAGCGGCACAGAUGUCCAUAAUACCAGCUCGGUGGACUGUAUGCUAGCUGUAAGUGAGACCUUGAGGGUACCACAUAAAACUUGGGUUCAUUCCAAGCCCUGUGGCCCCAUUCUAAAGAGCUAUCUGAGUUUCCCCAUCAAACUUCGAAUAGGAAUAAUUUCUGCUGUUACCACCAUCACAAUUGCAGCAAUAGCCUUGUCUCUUGCCCUGGGUUUGGAGAGGUAUUGGAGGAGGCCUGCAGUGGAGAGCACAGUGGACGACUCCAACAGAGUGAAAUACCAACUUCAACCCUACCUCACCUGGCCCUACCUCUCCUAAGCCUACACAACCCUACGCAGCCGCUGCUUCAAAUAUUUCCAGUUAUAUGUUGUCCUGUAUUAGUGAAUGUUUUAUGUGGCAUUUUCAACAUGCCUCACACAUCAGUGGCUGUUAAGACUGUUGACAUUUCUGAGGGGUCUGUUCAGGGAGUUUGGGAGCUGGUCAUUAUUGGCUCUAUUUUAGACAUGAAAGUGGAUGGGACAUUGGAGUUCCAGGAAGUAGAUUACUUCACCUCAGUGAUGUUCCAGAUUGUUUUGUUUUGUAAAUAGGAAAUGCAUUGAUUGUAGUGAGGAGUGUAAAAAAUGUAAUUAAAUGCUCAUAAUAAAUGUUGACUUUUGUUGAUAAA
Messenger RNA from Periophthalmus magnuspinnatus, 1371 nucleotides. RefSeq names its product 23 kDa integral membrane protein-like. The transcript has 9 exons. Bases 189 to 1025 code for a protein of 278 amino acids. The record is from RefSeq and is a predicted model, not a curated record. Lineage: Eukaryota; Metazoa; Chordata; Actinopteri; Gobiiformes; Gobiidae. Gene Ontology annotation, cellular component: membrane.